AUGUUUUAUUGCUUUCUAAUAUUUGCUAUUGGUUUAUCUAUUACACUUUACAAUACCGGAGAAAAAGAAGCUGAAACUGAAAAUUCAUUUGUUUCAUUUUAUACCAUAAUGUUUGUCAGCUCUAUCAUUGUUAUGAUUUUUACACUGGGCUACGUGUAUCGACAUCGCAAUGCUAGUUUGGAAGCAAUCGAAAAAGGGGAGUUAUCAGCUCCUAGAAUAGCCUUCUCAUUUCGUGGAGAAGAUGUAAACUUGUAUCUGCGUUUCGGAAUUGGAUUGUUUGCAGCCAUGUCCAUCGUUCAUUCAGCUACAAGAUGUUACGAAAUUGCAAAGAAAUAUCCGUUACAUUCGGCUUCUAUUAUUUACAUAUUUUUCAAAAUUCUGUUCUUUAUCACUCAGACCGUAUUUUUGCUACUUUUACAUCGUAUAGUAAUUCUUGUGAGAAUACGCAUCUUCAGUUUUAUACUACUACACAUUCUAACAGUGAAUCUGUGCAUCUGGUCAGAUGCUGUUAUUAAAAAAAUAUCUAAGAGUAUUGGAACUUUGGCAGUUCUAAAUGUAACUGUCGUACAUAAAAAGUAUGAAUUAGCGGCAACAAAUUAUUUUCUUCCUGCAGUACCAGAAUAUUGUGCGAUUGCUGUGGCUGUAGUUUACGAAUUGUUACAUCGUGUUGGGCAGUUGAAGCAAAUCGAAUGUCAACAUGAAAAAAAGGAAGAACAUCGUGUGAAAUGUGUUGAUCGUGGUUCCAUUGGCAUCAUUAUCGGAACAGUUAUAAUUUGUAUUGUUAUGGGAGUUGUAAUGUUAUUGGAGAUUUGGGGGAAAAAAAUCCAUAAUUAUGUGUAUAUCGUUCAUUCAACUGAAACAAGCAUACUCUUUAUUAUUGCAUUGAUAUUUUGUGUUAUUGGUAUAUGGAAUACAAGAAAAUUGAAAUUCUCAGUGAAUUUUUCAAAUCAAAAUUUGGAUAGCAAAUUAUUAAUAGUUACAUUUUUUAUAACUGUCACAUUUUUAGUGGCAUGUAUUCUCCUCAAUAUCGCAUUUUUAUUGGGUAAUGGUUUCAAUAAUAAUGAACAACAAUGUCUUAAAUUACAUUUAUUCUCAGCACUUUUAGAGUUAAUACAAGUUACAGUGCAGAAUUUUUUCAUAAAUGAUUUAUUCUAUAGAUGUUGUCACGACGCAUCAUAUCAACAGCGUAAACCAGGCCGUGCAAUGAUUGCAUUAUUAUCAGCCAUAAAUUUUUCUUUAUGGACAAUUUAUAGCUUUCAGGCAAAACAUAACAAUAUACUACUCAGUGUGAAUAAAAACUAUGUGCAAACAAGUGAACUUCAAAGUCUGUUCAUCUACAUAAAUGUAGCCCUACCAAUGGUUAUGUUAUAUCGUUAUCACAGUAGUGUAUGCUUAGCAAUUGAAUAUAUUCGUGUAUAUGAAGACGAAAUAACACGAUAUGAAAGUAUGUUACGUGGAGUACCACAUACUAAAUUACUACCGUUUGGUUCUAAGUGGGAGGUAAUUGAAUCGCAACACCCAAAUUACUCUUUACCAGCUAAUUUACUGACAGUACCUAGAACCAGAGCUUUAUCAGAACCUGUAGUAACAUUGAAUCCAAGUGCUUUUUUAAAAGAAGUUCAUACACUAGAUAAAAGCAACACUACAAUUCAUGGAAAUCAUCAAAAUAUUUCAAGUUUAAAUGAACAAGAAGAAAAACAACAAACUAUAAAAUCGAAUAAAUUGGAACAAUCAAAGUCGCAAAAGUAUACCAAUCAAAAUAAAAGACGUACAACACAUAUCAGUAUGGAAUUAGCACAAUAUCGUGUAAAUGCAAGUGAAAUGGAGCAUCGUCUGGCUGAAAUGAAAUUAAAAAAAUAUAAACGUGGUAAAGACGAUCACUCAAUAAAUGAGAAAUUAACACUUAAUAGAUUUAAUCCACAUAAAGAAGCAGAGCCAACAAUGUCAACUUCGUUAUCCGACAGCGCAUUAUCUACAGUACGUACCACGGAUACGAUUAAUGAAGAUGACGAUGAAGAUGAUGUUACUGGUGGUAUGGAAUGUGACGAUUAUGAACGACAGAAUCCAUCACCUGAAUCAUGUUAUUAUACUAAAACAGGGGAUAGUAGUUCAGCUACAUAUCUUACACAAAGUCAAUUAUAA
Schistosoma guineensis is the source of this 2142-nucleotide messenger RNA. The record is from the annotation of a GenBank genome assembly. Lineage: Eukaryota; Metazoa; Platyhelminthes; Trematoda; Strigeidida; Schistosomatidae.